This is a messenger RNA of Chenopodium quinoa (quinoa), 1829 nucleotides long. Its product is annotated as F-box/LRR-repeat protein 4-like. The record is from RefSeq and is a predicted model, not a curated record. Gene Ontology annotation, biological process: SCF-dependent proteasomal ubiquitin-dependent protein catabolic process. The transcript has 2 exons. Gene Ontology annotation, cellular component: SCF ubiquitin ligase complex. Gene Ontology annotation, molecular function: protein binding. Lineage: Eukaryota; Viridiplantae; Streptophyta; Magnoliopsida; Caryophyllales; Amaranthaceae. The coding region runs from base 185 to 1465 and encodes 426 amino acids.
UCUUCCUCACUCUCUAUCAACAUUCAACAACCCAUCAUUUUCCGACUUCAAUUGAGAAAAGGGAAAAUUAGGAAUUGAGAUCAAUCAAAAUUAAAAAAAUUAGGGUUUGCUUUUCAAACCCUAAUAAACACCCUUCUUCUAAUUUAUUCCCCUUUCUCUCUCUCCCACCCUAAUCGAAGAACCAAUGUCAAUGGCGGAGAUGAUGUCAAAGGAGAGAGAAACUCGGUACACCCACAACAAUGGCGAAUCAACAGCGUGCAUUAACGAAGCCCUAAGAGACGAUGAAUUAAGAGCAAUUCUUGCGAAAUUAGAGUGCACUAAAGAUAAAGAAGUGUUUGGAUUAGUGUGCAAGAGAUGGCUCCAUCUUCAGAGCUCCGAGAGAAGGAAGCUCUGUGCGCGCGCUGGUCCCCACAUGCUUCGUCGCUUGGCUUCGCGGUUUUUUGGGUUACUUGAGCUCGAUCUGUCGCAGUCUUUGUCUCGGUCUUUUGGUAUCACUGAUUCUGAUCUUUCUGUUGUUGCCGAUGGAUUCCCUUGUUUGCGCAUUCUCCAUUUGUGCAAUUGUAAAGGUAUUACGGAUGCUGGACUAGUGGCAAUAGGAAGUAGUCUCCAUUCUUUGCAAUCUCUUGAUCUAUCACAUUGCAAAAAAGUGACAGACAAGGGAUUGUCUGCUGCGGCUAAGGGCUGCAAUGACCUAAGAUUCUUGCGCCUUGAGGGCUGCAGAUUCAUUACCGAUACUGCACUAAAAGCUCUGUCUGAAAAUUGUCGUAAUUUAGAAGCGUUGGUCCUGCAAGGGUGCAUGCGCAUAACUGACUCUGGACUGACCAUACUUGCCAGUGGAUGUAGACAACUCAAGUAUUUAGAUUUGAACAAGUGCACCAAUGUAGGAGAUGCUGGGAUCUCUAGUAUUUCGGAAGCCUGUUAUGCUUCUCUAAGGACUCUCAAGGUAUGGGAUUGCUAUAAAGUUGGAGAUGGUGCUAUCUACAAUUUGGCUAAGGUUUGCAAGAGUAUAGAGACUCUAAUUAUUGGUGGUUGCCGGGACAUAACUGACGAGUCUAUUAAAUCCUUGGUGCUCUCUUGUCAUUACAGUCUUAAGAAUUUGCGGAUGGAUUGGUGUUUAAGCAUCACUGAUUCUUCAGUGAGCUGCAUUCUAAUGAAUUGCAAGAAUUUGGAGGGGCUAGAUGUGAGGUGUUGCGAAGAGCUGACCGAUGGUGCUUUUAGUGGAUUAGGCAGAGGAGAUGACCAUGCAGCAAAUCUGAAGGUUUUGAAGCUUGGUAAUUGUCCAAAGAUCACGUUGUCUGGACUAGCCAUAGUUCUAGAUUCCUGCAAACUUUUAACAUACCUUGAUGUUUCUUCAUGCCCACACAUUACAAAAGCUGGUCUUGAUGAGGCUGGACUUCAGAUUCCCGAAACCUGUAAAGUGAAUUUUAAUGGAAGCUUGACAGAGCCGCUGGACAUGUUGGUUUGAGCAUGUUAUAGUCUUUGGGCAUACAUUUGUGCAUCCUUGUUCAGUGUUUUGGCAUGUGGAAUAAAAGGUAAGGGUUAUGCUAUCCUCUUCCCUUUCGCAUGGUAGUGCGUGUUGGUGGCGUGCAUCCUGUUAUCUUGUUUCUCUAGUUAUUUUUUCUGCUGCAGAAUUCUGUGUAUAGUUUGGUGUAGAAAAUGUAUUAUAGUAUCUUUGUAGCAUUGUUUGUUGGACUUCAUGGCAAUAAUUAUAUGAAUCUGUUAUGUACUCUUGUAAUUUAGGGUUGGAUCUUGUAUACAUAUAUUAUAACACAUUUCUGAGUCUUCCAUCGUUUUGCCUGGCAUUUAUCUGUCAAAUGAUAUUUUUCAUU